Verticillium dahliae VdLs.17 is the source of this 2520-nucleotide messenger RNA. RefSeq names its product transcription factor tau subunit sfc1. The coding region runs from base 244 to 2520 and encodes 758 amino acids. The record is from RefSeq and is a predicted model, not a curated record. Lineage: Eukaryota; Fungi; Ascomycota; Sordariomycetes; Glomerellales; Plectosphaerellaceae. Gene Ontology annotation, cellular component: transcription factor TFIIIC complex. The transcript has 3 exons. Gene Ontology annotation, biological process: transcription initiation at RNA polymerase III promoter.
AAUCACUUCUUCAGCAAUUCUUGCCCGUUCGAUGUAAGCCUGGCUCAUCGACAACCCGAAUGAACGCCUUCUCAGCCAAGCCGUCUAUUUCAUUCUGUUCAGAACCUGCGUUCCUUCACUGGGAUGAGCACGUCAAGCGAGCGAGCUCCCCGACGCCCAGUGGCAUCGUUCAGAGAUGUGUGAACCAGGGUAAUCCUCUAGCACCAACAAUAUUGAUACCUAACAUAUCCUCCAUAUUGCAAGAUGCAGAAUCCCAACGACGCCGCAUAUCGGGCAGCUGACCACUCGCGAAAGGGUGCCAUGGAACACGCCUUGGCGAAAGCAGCAGCGAGGUCGGAAAACAUUCUUGGCUCAUCUGAAUCUGAAUCCACGUCAAGCUCAGAGAGCGACAUCUUUGAUGACGAGGCGCGCAGGCACCCGAUUCCCAAGCGUGUCCUAUCGGCAGUCGAAGUUCCGAUGAUUGUCAUGAAUCUCGACCGGGCUGAAAAGGCGUUUGGAAGAAUCACCAGUUUCCAGAACGUGCUCGACUUGGAUCGCCUGAGCAUCCCCUUCUAUCUCAACCCAGAGAGUCCUUUCAGGAGACCUGUCAUGUCGCAUAACGCCGCUACACAUAACGUUGUGCUCAAAAUCACUGUUCCCAAGAGAACAGGGAGGAAACGUAAGACAGGCUCCAGCGGCCCUUUUGAGGGCGAGUCGAACGCGAUGGAGCCUGGGGGUGUGGAUGCACCCUCGUCCCACGUAUGCUCCAAGGCACGAGAAGAUAAUCCAAGAGUCUUGCGCCGGAAGCUACAAGACAACAUCGACGACUAUCGUGUUGAGCCGGUUGGCCUUGUGAAGGGCACGCACCGAUUUCGAGGCCCAGCUGACUUUCAAUGGAACAUGGACGAGUCACCGUUUAUCAAGCGAUUUCAAGAGGGCGUCAUGUCUGGCGACCUUAACAAGAUGCGAGAGUUCAAAUUCAACGAGGGAACAGAUCUGGGUCCGAAUGUUGAACUCAUCCCACCUCCCCAAUGGGCUACAAGCGCCCUGCCUUUCAAUUACACAUAUUACACAUCUAUCUAUACACAUAUGCCUGUAUUGCUCCGCUUCUCCUAUGUGCCGACCAGUACCCCGUACCCAACCGGCCCGCAGUUCGAAUAUGAUGGCGGUGACCCUGAGGUCGAGAUGUGCAUCACCCUCUCCAAGGAGCUUAUGGAGGACAGGCCUAUAUGGACACGAAGAUCGCUCCUAAACGCCCUCGGAACCAAGGUCCGCAACGCACACAUCGUCAAACGCUGUGCGGGCUUUGCAGGAUAUCAGUUUCGAGGUGGGCCGUUCCGUGAUUCCAUCAUCAAGUACGGCGUCGAUCCUCGGUCUGAUCCAAGCUUUCGCAAAUACCAAACUGUCAUCUUCAAUUUACGCAAGCUGCAGCCGGGAUAUGCCGGCGAGACAUGGCAAGGCCUUCGCAGUAUCCGCACCGAAGCCCGACAGCAGAUGGGCGACAAUUUCAACAGCCACGUCUUUGACGGCAAAUCGUUUUGGUCCGAUGGCAAGAUCUGGCAGGUCUGUGACAUCACCGACCCAGUCAUUGCACGGAUCGUAAACGAGUCUCCCGUGCGACCCGAGUGUAGCAUUUUAACGAGCGGGUGGUUCCACGGAGCCACGUGGGCGAAGCUCAAAGCUGUUAUGAAGACAAAGAUGAUGGCAGUUCAAUUUGGACGCAAGUUCCCCGAUGAGGCGUUCGAUGCAGUGUUUGAGGUGCGGGAUACAACGCCCCCGCCCAACUCGUCAGCCGUGCGGAUCCCUGUCCCUGAUCUGAAGCUCACAGACGACGAAAUGCGCGAGAUUUACGGUCGAAACUGGAAGCAACCCAAGAAGAAGAAGACGCACGGGUUUGACUACCGCGUGCCUGGACAGAACAAGCGCGGGCCGCGGCUCAAAAGCGUGGCUGAAGUCGAUGGCGAAGACGACGAGCCGCUCGAAGGAGACAGCGGGCCGAAUAGAUACCAUUUUGCACAUGAGACGGCCCGCGCCCUAGCCGGCAGAGACGAGCAGACGUCAGAUCACAGCCGAGAUGACCAUGUCAAGAUCGAUCCGAACCUGAGGGGCAUUUUGCAGGAGGACGGAGAACCCGACGAGGAUGAGGAAGAGGAAAGCAUCCUGGCGCAAUUAACAGGGUCGGCUGGCCAAAAUGAUGCGAGCAGACCGCCGUAUGCCGACCGGAGCUUCUACGUUCCCAUGGAAGGCGAGGCCGAAGAGACGGGUAACGAGUAUGACGAGGAUGACGAUGAGGAGGAAGACGACGAAGAAGACGACGAUGACGAUUACGUGGCUUUCGGGGCUAAUCGCUUCGGCGGGCCACCAAAACGACAGGCAGAUGCUCUCAGGGACACGGACGUUGAAAUGACAGCAGGGGUAUAUGACGAAGAUGAAGACGAGGAGGACGAGGACGAGGAAGGAGAGGAAGAAGCAGACGACGAUGAGGUCGAGGCUGAAGAGGUUACGGGGAGCGGUGUUGGACCCCGAGGGCCGUCCUUAUAA